Drosophila subpulchrella is the source of this 943-nucleotide messenger RNA. RefSeq lists its product as uncharacterized. The record is from RefSeq and is a predicted model, not a curated record. Bases 122 to 859 code for a protein of 245 amino acids. Gene Ontology annotation, molecular function: calcium ion binding. NCBI's taxonomy places the organism in Eukaryota, Metazoa, Arthropoda, Insecta, Diptera, Drosophilidae. The transcript is spliced from 3 exons.
UGAAUAUUUCACUAAUUCACAACUUUGUAAUAGACAUUUCUGUACUCUUUUACUACAAAAUUGUAUUUAGAAAAUCGUUAUCAAUUUUUGGAACAACAGAAAUCUUUAUAAGUAGCGCAGAAUGAAGGACCUGGACGGCUCCCUAGAUACCCUGGAAAAUGCCCGCUUCAAUUACGUCUAUGUAAAGGCCAUUGCUAAGUUGGGAAAGGACUCGAUCUUCACACACAACGAGCUGGUCAGCAUAGUGAUGCUCUAUCAUAAAUUCGUCCUGGUGAAUGGGCCAAGAGCUAAGUACAUGACCAUCGCGCAACUCUCUAUGAUAAUGGAGCUUUUGUUCGAGAUCGAGGAUCGCGAACUAAGUGCUACCAUUGUGUAUAGAAUAGCCCAUACCCCAGGAUCCAGGUCUUCGGAUUUCUUUCCUGACAGACAUGUGCAUUUGGAUUCCUUUGUGAGGCUAUUUACCAUCUACUUUACCAGGGAUCUGCAGAUGAAGAUGGAGUUUGCCUUUUCGAUCUACGAUAAGUCCGAUUCCGGGCAGUUGAAUGGCGAGCAAGUGGGGUUCUUCGUUAAAAAGUUUUUCGACUGCGAGGACGAAGACGAGGCAACUGAACUGCGAAUGGACAUGAAGGAAAUGCUCUUUCUUAAAUUCGACCUAGACAAGGACACCAACAUUUCGAUGGAGGAGUAUUACGAGGUGGUUCGUCAGCAGCCGGAGUUGCUGGAGUGUUUUGGCCGCGUCUUUCCCCCGAAUCCUCAAAUGGAAGUCCUUGCGCUUUGCGCCAACGUAAUGUCCUGGUUCGAUGACUCACCCAAUCCUAGGAUUAUGACCAGUCCUGAAACUGGAAAGGCAGCUAGUUAAUAGGAAGCUCAUAAAAGGAUCUUAAGUCAUAUCCGAUAGUAAAAUUGUGAAACGUGUUGAUAUAGAUUAUUAGAAACCAAUAAA